AUGUACAUCUCCGCAAAAAAGAUUAUACCAACCCGACGCAUGGACUACGACGACGCCCUUUGGGACCAAAGCGACCAGGUUUUCGAACCCUGGAAGAACAAGAUCUUCGAACACGAAACUCUCCGCGAAAUAGGAAACUUCAUCGACAAGCACAGAGGAGGUCUCCCCGACGAGCUUUUUUCGCCAGAACGGGGCGCCUUUAAUCUUAUAUUCAAAAUGCGCUUCAAAGAUGGUGGCUCAGCUGUGAUCCGGUUCCCGUGCCCUGGCGCUUCGAUGUUUCCAGAGGAGAAGGUGCAGCGUGAAGUUGCGGUUAUGCAGUUUUUUGGAAUUUUAUACCAGUUUGCGUAUACCACAUGUAUUGCACUAUGGAGAUGA
This is a messenger RNA of Aspergillus ruber CBS 135680, 375 nucleotides long. RefSeq lists its product as uncharacterized. The record is from RefSeq and is a predicted model, not a curated record. The transcript has a single exon. Bases 1 to 375 code for a protein of 124 amino acids. Lineage: Eukaryota; Fungi; Ascomycota; Eurotiomycetes; Eurotiales; Aspergillaceae.